Molecule: messenger RNA, 1311 nt
Organism: Rotaria sp. Silwood2
Lineage: Eukaryota; Metazoa; Rotifera; Eurotatoria; Philodinida; Philodinidae
Source: the annotation of a GenBank genome assembly
AUGCAAUUAAAAUUGGUAUCGGUAUCGAUACUCUUCUUAUAUUCGUCCUGGUAUGUCAUAGGACUAAAUGCCUACACUUCAUCAUCAUCAUCAUCAUCUGGCUGUGGAUGUUGUCCAUUACCAAAAUGUGAUGUCAAACCAUUCUCAUGUUCAUCAAAUAUAGAUUGUGAAUGUUUACAAAUGACAGUGACUGGGGGUGGUAUGUGUGCUAAUGUAGUAAUAUCUUGUUCGGCUUUAACUCAAUGUGAAACCGAUAAUAAAACAUGUUCAGUACCUAAUACGAUUUGUGUCAAUAAUACACGAUGUGAUGUACCAGUCUGUUAUCCAAUCGAAUUAGCUACACCGCAAAUGUGUCCACCAUUAACUUCAGGACAUAUCAGUACUAGUCUUUCAACAACAACAACAGAAAAACCAACAACAACAGUAGAGAUACAUACAACGACAACAGAAAAACCAACAACAACAGAGAUACAUACAACAACAACAGAGAGCCCAAGAACAACAACGAUCACCAUAAAUGCUUGUUCAAAUGGAACUCGAUGCUUGAACAAUGGAACAUGUCAACCAUCUGGAAAUAGCUUUUUCUGUUUAUGCCCCGGAUCAUACUAUGGUUCUAAUUGUCAAAACGUGGGAUCAUCAACUAGUGUUAGUUUAGUUGACGAAAUUAUUAAUGGCUCAAAUAUAACUUAUGAACGCACCGUAGAAAAUGUUCUAAAUAGAAACAAUUGGACCAACAUUGUUGCUGUCGUUGAUGUUACUGGUUCAAUGUUACCUUGUGCAGCUGCUGUUUAUAAAUGGAUGAUAUUGGCAUAUGAACGAGUGAAUAAAAUCAAAUAUUAUGUCUUCUUUAAUGAUGGUGAUGAUAAACCUCAAGCAAACAAAACUAUUGGUUCUACUGGAGGUCUAUAUGGUAUUGAUGCUUUCAAUAUGAAUACAGUGUUAAAUACUAUGAAAACAGCGAUGAAAAAUGGUAAUGGUGGUGAUAUACCUGAAAAUGAUAUUGAAGCAUUAUUAUAUGGCAUUAAAAAAUGUCCAAAUUGUUUAAAUAUUAUUCAUAUAGCUGAUAAUCAAGCGACACCACGAGAUAUGAUUUUAUUGAAAAAUGUAACCAAACCAGUCAAAGUUAUUGUUUGUCAGUUGAGUAGAAAUGCUUUAAAUACGAAUCUGAUGAAUAUUGCUUCUAAUACUGGUGGUUCAAUUCAUACACUAGAACAAGAUAUUUUAAACUUAUCACAUAUUCCAAUAAAUGGUACGAUUACUAUUGGAACUCGAACUUAUAGAAGAACAAUAACAGGUUAUGUUCUCAUUUAA